GUUAGACAGUUCGAACAUAACCUAAAGUUUUGUUAUAUUUCGGGUGCAGACAAUAAGUAUUUGUAAUUUUUUAUUUCUAUUGAAAUUAGAUUUUAUUAAAUUAUAAAAUUUUAAAUGAUGGCAGGCUCUGCCUUAAGACGUUUAAUGGCUGAGUAUAAACAAUUGACUGUAAAUCCUCCUGAAGGAAUAUUAGCUGGGCCAGUUAACGAAGAAAAUUUUUUUGAAUGGGAAGCUUUAAUUACGGGACCAGAAGGUACUUGUUUCGAAGGUGGUGUUUUUCCUGCAAAGUUAGUUUUUCCACCCGACUAUCCUCUAAGCCCACCUAAAAUGCAGUUUACAUGUGAAAUUUUUCAUCCAAACAUAUAUUCAGAUGGUCGGGUAUGUAUCAGUAUUUUACACGCACCUGGUGAUGAUCCCAUGGGAUACGAAAGUAGUGCCGAAAGAUGGAGUCCAGUUCAAAGCGUUGAAAAAAUUUUAUUGAGCGUUGUAAGUAUGUUAGCAGAACCAAAUGAUGAAAGCGGGGCAAAUGUUGACGCAGCAAAAAUGUGGAGAGAAAACAGAACAGAAUUUGAAAAAAUAGCUCAAAGAUUAGUUCGUAAGACUCUUGAUCUUCCUGUAUAAUAUUUUGUAGUAUCGAACAUUUUAAAU
Messenger RNA from Ceratosolen solmsi marchali, 648 nucleotides. It is a transcript of the gene Ubc7, whose product is annotated as ubiquitin conjugating enzyme 7. Bases 115 to 621 code for a protein of 168 amino acids. Lineage: Eukaryota; Metazoa; Arthropoda; Insecta; Hymenoptera; Agaonidae. The record is from RefSeq and is a predicted model, not a curated record. The transcript has 4 exons.